AUGACACCCAACUCAACUUCCAACACCGAUUUUGACGACUUCAAGCUGUACCUCUACAAGCCCUCCCUUGUAUCUGCCAUCAUAUUUACCGUUCUUUUCGGUGUUGUUUCCGCUCGCCAUUUUCAGCUUUUGUUCAAAACGAGAACGUGGUCGUUUAUUCCCUUCUCCAUAGGUUGCCUUGUGGAAACCGUGGGAUAUGGCGCCCGAGCAUACUCGGCAACACAAACUCCCGACUGGGAGCUGAUGCCUUACAUCUUUCAGAACGUCUUCAUCCUCCUUGGCCCAACAUUCUUCGCAGCUUCCAUCUACAUGGUAUUAGGCCGGCUCAUAUGCUUUCUCGAGGGACAGCAUCUCUCCAUGAUCAAGGUGAACCGGCUUACUAAAAUCUUCUUGCUGGGAGACAUUCUCUCCUUUUUUGGGCAAGGUGGAGGUGGCGGACUCAUCGCUAGUGCUAGCGACAAAAAAAGCCAAGAUCUUGGCAACAAUAUCAUUUUUGUCGGUCUCGCGAUUCAGGUCAUCUUUUUCGGCGGCUUCAUGGUGAUCACGGCAAUUUUCCACGUGCGCAUACUAAGGCAGCCUACCAAAAGGUCACAAACCACGGGUGCUCCAUGGCAGGCGUUCAUGGCCGUACUCUACCUUACCAGCGCGCUUAUCAUGGUGCGGUCUGUCUUUCGGAUGAUAGAAUAUGCUCAAGGCCAUAAUGGUGCAUUGAUCUCUAAGGAGAUUUACGCCUACAUGCUAGACGCCCUGCUCAUGAUUGUCGUUGCAGCCAUCCUCACUGUACGCCACCCAAGUGCGAUCUUUACAUACCAGGCUAUGUCCGAUCUUUUCGGUCAUGACUCGGGUAAUGUCGACAAUAUGCCAAUGGUUGCCCCACGGCCAUACGUGGUGUUACCCUAA
This is a messenger RNA of Fusarium redolens, 900 nucleotides long. RefSeq names its product RTA1 like protein-domain-containing protein. The transcript is spliced from 3 exons. Gene Ontology annotation, cellular component: membrane. The record is from RefSeq and is a predicted model, not a curated record. Bases 1 to 900 code for a protein of 299 amino acids. Lineage: Eukaryota; Fungi; Ascomycota; Sordariomycetes; Hypocreales; Nectriaceae.